This is a messenger RNA of Protopolystoma xenopodis, 330 nucleotides long. NCBI's taxonomy places the organism in Eukaryota, Metazoa, Platyhelminthes, Monogenea, Polystomatidea, Polystomatidae. The record is from the annotation of a GenBank genome assembly.
AUGAUUGGCCCAAUUGUGAAGUCAGUUUACGGACAGAUCAUCGCGUCCACACCCCCUCUCGCUCUUCGCCCGGCCCCAAAGCCACACAUACACUAUGCUUUCGAGGUUGACUCGAGGUGGCCGCGAGAAGACCGUCGCAAGCGAAGGGCAUCAGCUUCAGGACUCGUCUAUUGUCGCCUGGGCGACUGUUCAAUUCGAAUGUGUGGCAAAAGUUAUCAGGGUUUGUACCAAGUAAAAAGCACUCUCAAGUCAAAUGGACGCAACCUGAAGCGACCCAAUUCAAAACUACUCACUAACCGUCAGAAAACGUACAAACAAGCAUGUCUUUAA